Molecule: messenger RNA, 2709 nt
Organism: Chara braunii
Lineage: Eukaryota; Viridiplantae; Streptophyta; Charophyceae; Charales; Characeae
Source: the annotation of a GenBank genome assembly
CGGCUAGCAAGUGAACGGAGGGUGCGCUCGGCGGAAGGGUUGCGCCUUCGAUUGAAUGGUCUGAAGCGCGCGAGGAGGGGGAGAGAGGUGCACAGUGGCGGGAGGCGGGAGGUUGACGAAAGCGGUGAGCUCGGUGACCAACCCGGUUUCACGGCUACCGAUAGCGACGAGGAGAAGUGUGGCUUACCCGCCAAAGGACACAUUUUCGCAGUUCUUGGCGCUGACUCUCUCGUCCGUGACAAGGAUACACUGUUGAAUAAGAAGACCUGUGCCCAUCUUCCCUGUCUCUCUUGUUCCUCUUCGUGCCCGACGACCUUGUUGGUUCCUAUUGCCGCUUCCUGGAGCUUCCCUGUUGGCGCCUCUUUCUGGUUGUUUGUCGGGCCACAGGUGGACGUGGAGAUGGAACUCCGCUGUUGGCGUCGUGUGCUGCUCCUGUUGCUUGUUCUGAGUGCCGGCAGCUUUGCUUGGGCGACGCGCACUUGGGUGAGAGAGACAGGCAACGAGGGAAGGUCCGAGUCCGUGGCUCGGGAAUGCGCUGACAAGAUCGCAUCGAUCGAUUACUCUACCCUCGCACGUGCUUGCCGAGGGGCGUUCAACGAGCUUUGCUGCAAGACGUUUGAGAGCGUCGUUGAGCCUUUCAUCGAUGACGUCAACCUGAGCGUCAUGUGUGUCGACGUCCUGCUGGCGGAGCUAGAGCGACGCAGCUACAGCGUGGCUCUGAUCGAUGCCAUCUGUCAGGAGGAGAGGAGGGGGCUCCUCGCUACGGACACGUCGAACGCCCCCAGCUCUGAGACUCUGCCGGCGGAGACCAAGACCCCUCAGAUGACGACCGCAGAACCGGACUUCGCGCUCGUCAACGCGGGAGAGUCUGAAACAAGCGUAUCGGAGGAAACGCAGCCAGCUGAAGAAUUGCCCUCGGCGUCUGCGCCCGCCGCACCUUCCUCCAUGGCAUGUUCUCUAUAUCACUUUCGGCUGUCGUCUUUCCUGCUUGUCAUCCUUCAUCUUGCAGUCGGUCUUCUUCUUGUUUCCCUCACGGGUUAGCGCCUCAGAGUAGUAGUCAGACCAACAUGUUGUAAUCCAAGCUCCGCCGUGUGCACUUGUGCUAGUCGUCGUAGCAUGCGCUCCCGUGCCUUCUUCCCUCCCUGCAGUCUGUCUUCUUUCGAUAUGAUGCUAAUAAACUUUUGUCUCCCUCUGGAUUACCUACCGGUAGUAGGGUAAGUGAAGUAUCGGUUUCACAGCUGCUCUGCUGCUGUCGCAGCUGCAGCCUGCUCCUUUCUGGCUUCAGUCAAUUUUUGUUCUGCCCGUUGGGCAUUCGUGAUAAUUGCGCCUCCGCCUCCAAGCGCGCCGAGCUUUAACGUGCUAAUUUUAAAAGAAUGCUAGCCUUUUAUAUGCAGCAGACUGUACCCCUCUCUUCUUGCCUUCUCGCACAAUGUUCUCGUUCUUUCCGUGCCCAUUUUGACUCUUCUUGCGCCUGUCUGCUUGUUGCUCAGUCGUUCUUUCUGCUUGUCUAUUCGGCCUUGGCGUUGGGUCGGUGUGAUCGCAUGUUUGCCUCCGUGUGUUUUUAGCUCGGACUGGCGAGCAGUCGAUGAAGCCAUCGGCUGUCGUUUCUGGCUUGCGCGGCAAGGCGGCACUCAUCACUAUCCCUCCGCACGUCCGACCUGUCACCCUCACACGAAGUCUGCAGCAAUAUCACAGGUGGGGGACCUGCAUGAAUUCCCUUCUUGCCAUUCACGAUCAUUCAUCUUGCCCUGUUUUUCUGUGACCCUUAACUUAUGGGAGCAGUUGGGAUCCCUUUUGGCAGGCCUGAAACUGUCCUUCUUGCUUCCCACUUUGUCGCCCUCUUUUUCUUGUUCGUUGACCCUUCUUGCUGUGUCAUUUUCACAAGUCUUCACUCACGACCGUACGCUUCGCGCCUGCGCGGUCCUUUUUGCUUCGACAUUGUCGCCCUCUUCUUCUUGUUCUCUCCGCUCGAUGUUGCAAUCGCUCAGCCUUCAGUGCUUCCCCGUGAAAUUGGCACUGUCGUCAUUUUCCUGUAUCGCUGUUUUCCGGUCUGCUACGGUUGUGGGGGUUUUUUCUGUCAUGGAGGUGUAGGUUUAGUAGAAGUUGUGGAUUUCUUGAGAUGCUGUUCUGCGGGAGCAGCGAGGCUCAGGAGCUGUGAGCGAUCUGCGUUCGUUAUAAGGCCUGAUGCCCUCUCGCUAGUUUGAUGCUGGCAAUUCAUGCUAUGCCUUCUCCUCAAGGUUGAGACGACGUCGUUCGUCUGGGGCGCUGACCUCUCGGAAUCCUCUCUCCUCCCUCCUCCCUCCUCCCUCCUCCCUCCUCCCUCCUCCCUCGGCGCGAGUGCUUGACCAGUAACUGUUUGAGAUGGUAAUUACGAUAUUGAUCUGCUAUUUGCUGUGCUGUUGGGGUAAGUAACGGUAUCAUCAUCUGUUGUCGGCACCGGACUUGGUAUCUGUCGGAUUGCACUUGGUCUACGGAGCGAAGGUGUGCCAAGUCGAGAUGGUAAGGGUGGGAGAGGUGUGGGUAAUGGCGAAAGGCUGAAGGAUAUGCUUCGCUUUCUUGGUGAUAGGAAAUUCGUCAGUUUUCAUGGAGGUGUAUUUACCCUCACUGGAGUUUAAGCACUGUGGUUGUUCAUUUUAGCACUCUUAGUUGUUCGCUAACACUUCUUCUGAAAUAGAUGAUGACUUACCUGAGUCCGAUUGCGUGACGUGA